GCGUAUUGAUUUGUAGUCAUGAAAGGGUGGUUGCGUGGAGCUGGAAGUAGAUAGUUCAGAUCCGGUAAUCAGAUAGGUUUCGGCCUUCGUCUCUAUACGCGUUCACACUUCCAGACGACCAGUGACGCAACGACACGAGCACCCAUAAGCCAUGGACAAGGUCGAGGAGCUAAAUCAUUCGAAACUGGGGACUCGGGAAUACUGGGACGAGUUCUACUCUGUCGAGCAGAAUAACUUCGCCGAGAAUUCAGACGAUGAAGGCGAGAUCUGGUUUGCGGACGCGGACGCGGAGGAUAAAGUGAUUGAUUUCCUAAUCGACCACACGUCCUCGAGCGAGGACGCCGCGAACGCCGAGUUCCCAUUCACACGGACCGCGACCACGACUCUCGAUCUCGGGACCGGGAACGGGCAUUUGAUUUUCCGGGUGCGCGCCGAAUGCGGGUUCAUGGCGCGACUGUGCGGGAUCGACUACGCGGAGACGUCGGUUACGUUUGCGAACCAGAUCCUGGCGAAGAAGAUCGAGGAGGGCGCGAUCGAGGAUGCCGAGCGGAAUAUCUCGUUUGCGCGGAUGGAUUUCUUGACGCUGCCGGAGGAGAAGGAGAAUGAAGGGUGGGAUCUGGUGUUGGAUAAAGGCACGCUGGAUGCGAUUGCUCUUAAUCGCGAGCCGGUGCUGGAUGGGAAGACUGGCGUGCAGCUUUAUCCUACCGCUGUAAGGGACAAGUUGGUCAGGGUCGGUGGGAUCGUGUUGAUUACGAGCUGUAAUUUUACAGAGCCUGAGCUUUUGAAGAUCAUGGAUAUUGAAGGUUUCGAGCCAUGGGAGACAAUCAAGUAUCCCGUGUACGAGUUUGGCGGAGUGAAAGGCCAAAGCAUAUCGAGUGUUGCUUUCAAGCGAGUCAAAUGAUCAACCGAGCAGGCAAGGUGAUGUACGAUAAACUACUAGUGUAUAUAAAAAGUCCGAAGCAGGCAUUUAUCUUUCCCCGAACAAAGACAGGCUGGCAUCAAAG
This is a messenger RNA of Myxozyma melibiosi, 1004 nucleotides long. RefSeq lists its product as uncharacterized. Gene Ontology annotation, cellular component: cytoplasm. Gene Ontology annotation, molecular function: protein-lysine N-methyltransferase activity. Bases 152 to 901 code for a protein of 249 amino acids. The record is from RefSeq and is a predicted model, not a curated record. The transcript has 3 exons. Lineage: Eukaryota; Fungi; Ascomycota; Lipomycetes; Lipomycetales; Lipomycetaceae.